Molecule: messenger RNA, 3382 nt
Organism: Megalopta genalis
Lineage: Eukaryota; Metazoa; Arthropoda; Insecta; Hymenoptera; Halictidae
Source: RefSeq, a predicted model, not a curated record
GCUAUUUUGACAUUGUCAUGAUCAGAUGAUUCUUUCCGAAAUUUUUAUUUUGUCAUAUGGCAAAAGUGGUAAGAAUCAUAUCAUCGUAUGCACUUGAAUAAAAACCAAUAUUCCAUUGUCUUCUCACUGAAAUUUUUCAAGUUUACAAAGCUGAAAUUAAAUGAAGUAAAAAAAGAAAUUAAUUACCGUGACUGAUUAUUGGAAUAUUAUACUACGUUUGUGAUGCAUGCGCAUGCUUUAUUCAUAGUAUGUACAAAAUGGAUGGGCGGAUUGAUAAUAAAAUAAGAUUGUUACAAAGUCCGUGAAAAUAUUGCUACUACUUAUUUUUAUGGAAAUAAAUAUUGAAGAAUUUUAUACGAAAUAAAUUGAAUCAGCAGCGGUGAAAGCAACAUGUUGCUUUGACGCAAAAAUGUGAUUCGUGAGAACGCAGAGAAUAGUGGCAACAUGAAAAAUUAACGGAUGUCGACUUUCAUUGUUAAAAACAGUAAAAAAGAACGUAUUCGUUUGCUAUAUUCACAUUACAAUUUAAAAACAAUCACGAGUCGCAAAGUUGACAGCAUCGCUUGAUUAAACGAAAAUAAAAAACGUUGAAAUGUCUAUAAAAACGAAAGAAAUAAAGGGGAUAUUAAUACCCAUAGAAGAACAGGUAAAUAAAUUGAGAGAAUUAAUAAAAAGUAACUCUUUGUGUACAAAUGAUGCAUUAAGUACAAAGUCAACUCUUUCCAAUCGAUUGGAGAGUUUAGGAGAAAAAUUUGAUGCUUUAUCGAAGGAAGAUAUUACUGAUUACGAAGAAAUGGAAUCAAGAAUCGCCAAUAUAGUAGAGGAGUUUUGCUCCCUCGAACAUGUGAAAGAUGCGGGAGAAAGAAUAAACAAAGAGAUAGUUGAACAAAUUCUAUCAAUUGUACUCGAUAAAUUUAAACUAGCAUUAGAAAACUUGGAAAAAUUGGAAUGUCUGCCACUGAAGCAAAGAUUAACGGAUUGUUUGGAUUAUGUUAGCGAAAUGGGCAAAGCCAAUGAAAUUGAACAUUUUCAAAAUAUAAAGGAGUUUGGAAUGUCUAUUUUGGAGUUGCUAGGGCCACUACAAAUAUACAGAAAAAGCUUAGCAUCUCGUGUGGAUGCAGAAAAAAUCAUAUUAUAUUCCUGUCAGUUGUGUGCAGCUUUUAAAUUACUAAUCCAAGUAGUACAAGAACAGCAUCAAUUAAAUGCACCCAUCUAUAAUUGUAAGAAAUAUAUCUGUGAAAGGAUUUGUUUCUGUUUGAAGAUGGUACUAGAAAUAUUGGAUGCGCCAGACCCAUUACCCGAGGAUGAAAUAUUGGAAAGCGAAAAUCAUUUUGUUUAUAGAAUGGACUUAGUAUUGGAUAUUUUGGCAGAAAUGCCAAACAAAUCUCAAGAAGAGCAAAUAGAAGAAUGCAAAGAGUUAUGGGUACAAAUUGAAGACGUAUUCGCACAUGCAAUGGCAAUAGCGCAAGUGUGCAAACCUUGCAACUUUAAAGCAAUCACCGGAACCUGUCACUCUAUCAUAUUGGAAUACGAGAAUUUAAAGUAUCAGUUAACGUCCGAAUCAUCAGACUCUGCUUUGAAUAAUUUAUUUAUGAAUAGUUUAAACGAUGCCCUCUAUCGUUUGGAACGUAAAAUUAAUGUCUCGGUACUGAAUCUUGUUAUGGAAGUUUUCAGCGAUCCUUUUAACGCUUUAAGAAAACUCGUCACGAUUUGUGGCAAUUCGUUGAUUGCUAAAAAACGAUCCAAAAAUGAUUUGACUGAUGCGGUGGAAGAUUUCGAUCAAAUUAUAGAUAAAACUAUGCAAAUCGGUCUGUUUGCUGUUGCUUCUUGUAAAGAUAGAAAUCGGAUCCUUCAGAUUCGAAAUUGUUUAGCGAGUCUUGAAUCAUUAGAGACUGAACUGAUUUCUUCGAUUACUACAUUUUACUUACAUCCAGAAAGCAAAGAGAUGCGAGCAAACGUAAAACUACUGACUGCUCAGUGGAAAUUGGAAAUGAAUAAGUUACACGAUGCGAUCAAUCUGGUUAUAGAUUCGACAGCCUAUUGUGAGGUAGUUUUAGAUGAUCUUCAAGAACGUGUCACAAUAAUGUCGAAUUGCCUUGACAAUAGAGAGCCAGUAACUCAAGCACAGGUACAGAGCGUUGUGCUCAGAUCCGUGUCGUUGUCUCGUCAGAUUAGUACAAUUAUAAAUGAUAUUGGAAGCGAUAUAAUCGAACGGCAAACAAUAAUGAUGAUCAGGGAGUUAAAAGCUGCAAUAUUUGAAGCUGACGCUGCAUCGAAAAGUCUUUUAACGGACAAUGCCACCGAACCACAACAGUUGCGAGUAAUCAAGCGAUGCGAAUUAGUCUUAAAUGUCGUAAAAAGAUUGCAUCCUGCUCUGAUUGCCAUCAUGAAUAACACAUCGUUGAUGAAUUCAAAUUACGGAAGAAACGGCAAAGGUCAAGGAGACACUAUUCAUGACAUAAAUAGCCGAUUAACGUCUACACUUUGCGUAUCGUCUUAUGAUCGACGACAAAAACCUGUAACGUACAUACGAACACCCUACACAGUGAGCAACUACAAGUCUCCAUUAUCCAUACAAACUGCAAACAGCGUUUGUAGGACGGAGUUAAAUUUAUCGUGUCUGAUACCGUACAUCAAGAAGGGUCGUGAAAUGCGAACAGAACGUUCUGUCAUGUAUAAAACACCCCAUAGAAAUGAUUCCCUUGAUCGAUCAACAAAAACCGCCCAACUAAAGACCAGAAAUUUGUCCAAUGUUAGACAACACCUUUUUAGCAGAGACAGUAUCAGUUCUCAAGAUGAUAUUUGCUUGGCCGAAGAAAGUAUUAACUUGACAGGUAAUUUGCAUACGCAUUGUAAAUGCAUUAACACGUCAACUUUGUGAAUAGCGACCGGCCAAUCGAUGUGUUGAAAUUUUUAGAUAUUUUGGAAAAGUUUGUAACUUCUUGCGCGACUUUAAACACGACUGUAUCGAAAUCCCAUUCCGAUAAAUCGCAGGACGAUGCGUCGAACAAAAGUAAAAAGUCGAUUGCAAGAAUGACAGAGCCAUUGGUUGAAUCCAUUGAAAUUCAAUCGGAAAUAACAACUCGUCAGAUAGAUCAGUGUUCUUCGAUCGGAGGCGGAGACGGGCCAUCGAUCGUUGAAACGUCAAAAAGUUACGGCGAUGUUCCAAGGCUGAAUCAUGCUGCAGAAGUAACGCAAAAAAGAUUAUUUGGAGAUUAAGCAUAUGUAUAUGUCAUGUCGUGUUUUUAUGAUUUAGCAAGAACUUAUUGACUUAUUUUGUCGAGUUCCGAUUUCAGUGUACUCUUCGGAACAAAAAAUGUGAAAUAUAGUUAUUUGCAUUUAAAUCGUUAAAAUAAAAUGGCCUACAAUAUUUCUUAUAAAA